CCGCAAUAGCACCAGCAACACACUCACACACCGCAGAAUAAAAUAAAUCUCACAGAACAGCAUGGACGGCGAUUUGCUGGGCGUCGGACUCCCUCCCUCCGACAACACCGCCGCCAACCRUACCAAUCACGCCGGCACCGGCGCGGAGCCGUCSUUGCUCGACKUUGCGGCUCCGCCACCCGCRCCACGGGGGARCGGUGGCGGAAGCGGUGUGGAUCUCUUCCAAUCGUUGCCGGUCCCCGUGCCGGUGCAGGCGGCUCCCCUGGACGACCUGCUGGGGUUCGGAGCACCGACGACGGSAACGACGACGACRACGGCGGCGCCCCCGGCGAACGCCGCUGCGGAGGGCCCGCUGGUCGACCUCUUUGGCGGCACGGUGCCAGCGCCACCAGCAGCGAUGGAUCCGUUUGGUGCGCAGGUCCCCGCCGCAACCGCUGCUUCCGGGCGGGACAGCUUUGCCCCGGUGGCGGCGGCGGCUGCUGGCGACCCGAUGGCGGACCUGUUCGGGGGACCRCCUCCGGCACGGCCGCAAUCGCAAGYGCCACCACUGGCGAUUCCGGACCCGKUCUCCGCUGGUUCUACGGGCGCGGUUGCAGACGAAGACCCAGGGGGUUCGGGGGAGGARUCCCCGCCCCUGCCGGCCACCGAUUCCGCAGCAACAGAAACAAAGCCCCCGCCGRCCAGCGACGAAACGGCUCCGGGCGGAACACCACCGACGCCGUUKCUCCCGAUCGAUGGAAGCRGURCCACCCCGGAGGCGCCACCGUCGUGUCAAGAAGACGUGCCCGCCGCGCCCSUUGCAGAAGGGGACGGCGCCACGCCCGGGGAGGAAGAGAARAAAGAACAGGAGUUGCCGCCGGCGUCUCUGAGUGUUCCCGAACAAGGCAGCAACAGYGGCACUAGCGCURCCGCGGMAGAACCCGCGGCCCCUUCCCCUGGCGGGGGGGAGCCGGAAAACGAARGAGAAAAGCCCAGCGGUGCCGCCGAGGAGACUGCGCUUUUGCCAGAAACCACGGUGGAAAACACCGACUCGUCAACGGCCCCUACCACCGCCRCCACGCCCAGCGGUGUCGCCGASGAGACAUCACUUUCACCAGGGAUCUCCGCAGAAACCGCGYCCRGCGGUGCCKCCGAGGAGGCAGCACAUCCACCARAGAACACCGUGGAAACCACGGACUCGUUGGCGGCCCCCACCACCGACGCUACGCCCAGCGGUGCCGCCGAGGAGACGGCUCYUUCACCAGAGAACACCGUGGAAACCACGCCCAGCGGUGCCGCCGAGRAGGCAGCACAUUCGCCAGAAACCACCGUGGAAACCACGGACUCGUUGGCAGCUCCAACCAUCGACGCUUCGCCCGAAAACAUCAGUCCUAGCGAGUCGGGGGAUGUUCCAAUCGAGACGGRCCAACAAGCCGCUAGCAGCAAUCAACAAGGCGAGGAACCGGUUUCAAACGACGAGAAACAUCCCGUGGCCUCGCCGCUUGAAAGCACCGACGAGACCACGCCCCCCGCGGACGACGYGGCAUCCGAAUCGACCGAUGGGAGCRGGAUGGAGGACAUAUCACUCGAGAUGGACCAGCAAGCCGCUAGCGAGGGACYAGCGGCAAACGAGGAUCAGAACYYCGUGGCCUYGCCAGUAGGAACCARCGAGGAAGCCGCGGAGUCUGUAAUAGCCCCGACGGGCGAUGCGAAACCAACAGAAGCAAAGACCCAGCCGCCACCCGCYGCCGCAUCCAGCCCUGGGACCCUCGGAGAUGGCAAGGGGCAGACUGCAGCGGGAACCAARCCCGGGCCUACGCCACCAGCACCGUUGGCAAGCGCUGCCAGCCGCGCCGGUGGUGAGACCGGCAAUCCCAUGAACAGCCCGAAGAUAGCCAACCGGUUCGCGAGCCUGAAGAACAUGGCCGGGAGCAUCCAGCUGCCGCAGAAAAAGGCGGGAGCCGCGAAUCGAUUCGCGAGCUUCAAGAGCAUGGCGGGGAAAGUCGGGGCCAAGGCAAAAGCAGAACUCGCCAAGGGAAAAGCGGAGCUCGCCCCGAAGGUCUCCCAGCAGCUCGCGGGGGUGCAGCUGUCGAAACGCCUCGCGAACGUGGCGGAUUGGGCCGAGGGCAACACCAAUCCCGGCAGGCCGAACCGCAACGCUGUUCCGUCGAAGGAUGCGGCCCAUCCUCCCAGAAGCGCUCCCCCUUCUGCUGUYCCUAAACCCCAGCCGCAAACCGACGCCAAGACUCCUCCCGCCCCCGUCGUGGCCGAGCUUCCUGCCGAGUCCACCGCCAAUCUCUCCUCGACAAUCUCCCAGACAGGCAUUUUGCGGGGCGAUUCGGAAGGUUCCGUGCCGACGCCAUCCGCUCGGCAGGCUGGAGUUCUCGGUGCAAGCAACGCCGAUGCGCAAAAAGCGAUUGCAUCAUCGAACACGACUGCAUUUGCUGCUCCAGARCUGUCAAAAACUGGGCAAGCAUCGCUGCCAUCGCAAGAGGAGCACCCAUCGCCUUUGAAUACGCCGCAUGAGCCAAACGAAGAUGCCAAAGAUACAUCAGAUUCGAACGAGGUUGUACUUACUGAUUCUACACAAUCCRUUCCAUCACCAUUCGUGGAGGAAGAAUGUUUAGCCCAAUCAUCAUCCAGUGCAGUCGAUACGGAUGAUGCACUGAAGACCGAAAAAUCUUUUAUGAGCAGCGAGGGAUCAGSAGACRACGACACAUUAUCAUCCCCCAYCYMAAAUGAACCUAUGAAAAGUCCUCCUGUAAGCGACCAAUCUUCUUCUAAAGACGAUGGCAAUCCAUCUUCGUCCGAGAUAGAAAUCCAGAAAGAAACAMAUGGAAAGAACGGCGCGACGGAAACUCAUCCCGCUGGAUCCAUACCCUCACAAUCUACACCCCCGUCCGAUCAGAUCGAGGUGCUCCAGAAAGARCUGCAUGCCGCGCACACCCUGAUCAUGCAGCUCCAACACCACGAGAAUGUCGAGGAAGAGCGACCGGGGGAUGCGGUGAUGGUGGAGCUCCAGGCCAGCCUACAAAAAGAAAUGAACCGCCGGGCCGAGGCCGAGGAGAAAGCACGUGUUGCCAUGGCGCAAUCCCAGAGGAUCGGAGAGGAAUACAAGCUCUUCAAGAUCGAAUCAAAAGCCAACCUGGACGAUCUGACHAAUAAACUCGAAWCCCUGACCCAAGAAAAGGACGCAUUUGAGAAGGAGCUGAUAGACAUUCGCGAGGAGCGUGACGAACAGGCUCGGAAGGAAAUGGCUCUGACGACGCGCCUGAAUGCGGCGAAAAAGAAGGAAGCCGUGAAAGCAAACGCUGCCGAACACUACGAAGAACAAGUAGACCAAUUGGAAUCUUCCGUGAAAGACUACAAAACCCAGGUCGAAUCAUUGUCGGCGGAGCGCACACAGCUGCAAGAGGAACUGGAAGAAUGGAAGCAAUAUGCCGAGAAGCGCACGGAGCAGCUCGAAAACAACCUGAAAGACGAAAAGAAACUCAACGACGAACGAAAGCGGAAGAUGAAAGCUUUUGUCGAGGCCAAGACGGAAGAGGUGCGCCUGGCAAAAACAGACUAUUUGUCGCUGCAAACGGAAAUGGACCAAAACACGCACUCUCUCAAGGAACUCAACCAGCGAUACAAACAACUCCAUGCGCAGUGGGUGCAAUCGCAGACCCGAAACCGCGAGCUGCAACGCGAUGCAAUGAAAAUGAAGAAAGACUCGGAAAAGAUGCACAAGGUAGGGGACUCAUUGGAAGCCCGGUUGUCUCGUUCCGCGCAACAAUCCGAAGACCACAAAAACAAGCGCAUCCACGCACGAAACGAGCUGAUGUCGGUCCUGGGGCAACUGGAGGCAGAACGAGCCGUUAACAGCCGGUUGCAAGAGUCCAUYAAAUUGACCCUCACUCCGAAGGCGCUGUCGCAGCAGCAAACGAUCCGGGAAGCCCUAGACGAAUUCGAGGGAGCCCUGCAAAAGUUGUCGGUCCGUAUCGGACGCCCUUUGCCGCCACCCAUGUCGAACAGCGCACCGGGUGGGUUCAGCGACGUCCAAAGCACGGACGAUGGGUCCAUCGGUAGGAAUCCAACGAGUGGCGGAACCGCCGACGGGGAGGAAGGCAGCACUCCGUCGGGCGCUGUGUCCCUCUCCGAAGUCAACACGAACCGAGCCAUUCAGCAACUCGAGAAYGAGACCCAGCGUGUCAGCCAGAACAUAAUGGACUUUUCUGCCGGCAUCGAACGCAUGAACAAUUUGCUAAACGGUCCCGGUACGAGGAACUGCGUCGAUGUCCUCUCGCAGCUGCUCUCGAUCAAUGGCACUCCUCCGCCCAUCGGCGAACCAUCCCGUAGGGGUGUUACGAGGGGAGGGCAGCGCUACGGCCAAAUCUGAGGGCCGAUCCAAGACCGCCGGGGACGGUGCAUGCUGUAUUGGUAAAUGCUACCGACACGCGAAAGUCCGAUAUGGUUUUUGUCGCAAACAAUCAACCAACUAGCUAAAUAGAAGACACUAAAAAAG
Pseudo-nitzschia multistriata is the source of this 4486-nucleotide messenger RNA. NCBI's taxonomy places the organism in Eukaryota, Bacillariophyta, Bacillariophyceae, Bacillariales, Bacillariaceae. The record is from the annotation of a GenBank genome assembly.